Fragaria vesca subsp. vesca is the source of this 1584-nucleotide messenger RNA. RefSeq lists its product as uncharacterized. Gene Ontology annotation, molecular function: ATP binding; argininosuccinate synthase activity. The coding region runs from base 1 to 1584 and encodes 527 amino acids. The transcript is spliced from 8 exons. Gene Ontology annotation, cellular component: cytoplasm. Gene Ontology annotation, biological process: L-arginine biosynthetic process; urea cycle. The record is from RefSeq and is a predicted model, not a curated record. Lineage: Eukaryota; Viridiplantae; Streptophyta; Magnoliopsida; Rosales; Rosaceae.
AUGGAUUCUAUAUGUUCUGUGACCUCUGCAUAUGGUGAACUGAACGUGGUACAGAACAAAAAGAAUGAGCGUGAUGGCCCUAAAAAAACUGAGGAAAGUCUGGCCAACAUUCUUCCCAAAGCACAUGCAGAAAGUAGGGAUUCUGCACAUAACGUACAGAUUGAGGUUGAGCAUCUUCGUGUGGCACUGGACAUCAUGCCAUAUCUUAUUGCCGGAGUUCAAAUUGCAGCAGGCAUGAGGACCGGGACUAAACGUGGCAUCCCUGUGCUUCCACUCAGGCGUCCAACUGCAAUCAAGCGUCCUCGAGGCCCUCCUCCACUCCCACAGAUCCCUGGUACAGAGCCACCGCAAUCAGGGGGGCGCCGCAAUAUCCAUUCUCUAUCUGAAGACACACAGGGUAGGCCCCGUAACCUUGCUGCUUUAGUGAGGAGACUACUGGCUGCCAUAGCAUUGAGGCUUGAUGUUAGGGGCUUGUUCGAGGGGAUUUCUCUGUGUACAAGUACGUGUUACAUCAUUCAUGCGUCAGUGCUUCUCUACACUAUUUGGCGAGCUUUCAAACGUCCGCCACCUGAUGAGGAGGCCCCUCCUGGUGGAGAUGGAGCUCCUCCUCCUCCCCCUCCUGGUGGAGAUGGAGCUCCUCCUCCUCCUCAUGGAGGACAUUUCCCUCCUCCUCCACCUCAGUUGGGUGAGAACAAGUGUGAGCUGCAGGACAAUUCAAAUGGAGGAAAUGUCCCUCCUACACCUCAAGAAGGACACGAAGCUCCUCCUCAUGGAUUAUGUGCCAAAAUGAACAAGGUUGUUCUGGCCUAUAGUGGUGGCUCAGACACUGCCAUGGUAGAUGUUGCCAAAGCUGUUGGAGCGGAUGCCGUAGCUCAUGGAUGCACAGGGAAAGAACAUAGUGAAAUUCGGUUUGAGCCGACAUUCUUUGCUCUGGACCCCAAAUUGAUUGUGGUGGCUCCUUGGAGGGAGUGGGACUCUAUGGGUAGUGAAGAUGCUAUUGGACAUGCUAAGAAGCAUAAUGUGCCUGUCCCAGUGUCGAAUAAAUCCAUCAACAGCAGAGAUGGGAACUUAUGGUGCCGUAGUCGUGAGGGUGAUACUUCGGGAGAAGAAAACGAGCCAAAGAAGGACACAUUCAUGUUAACCGUCAAUCCUGAAGAUGCACCGCAUGAAGCUGAGUCUGUAGAUAUUGGGAUUGUAUCAGGAAUUCCUGUUUCAGUCAACGGGAAAAAGCUUUCACCGGCAUCUUUGCUUACAAAGCUUAAUGAAAUCGGCAGGAGACACGGAAUUGGUCAUAUGGACAUGUUUGGAAACUGUCUUAGUCGUGCUGUCUAUGAGACCCCGGGAGUUGAUAUAUUGUUUGCUGCAGCACGGAAGUUGGAGUCCUUAACCAUGGAUCAAGAAACACUGCAGGUUAAAGACUCGUUUGCGCAGAAAUAUGCAGAUCUGGUUAAUGCAGGCAGGUGGUUCGACCCACUUCGGGAGUCGGUGGAUUCUUUCAUGGAGAACAUCUCGAGGAGAACAACAGGGACAGUAACUCUAAAGUUGAACAAAGGCUUGAUCACAGUCACUAGCACAUGUACAUGA